Molecule: messenger RNA, 1251 nt
Organism: Diuraphis noxia (Russian wheat aphid)
Lineage: Eukaryota; Metazoa; Arthropoda; Insecta; Hemiptera; Aphididae
Source: RefSeq, a predicted model, not a curated record
AUGUUACUUUUAGUUUGGAUAUCGAUAGACAUUUUUCAGAACAUUUUAUCAGACAUAUUAGCUGAAAAUUGUUCAGACGUAAGUGAUGAUGUUACUGAUAAUAUGUGUAUUGAUAGUAAUCAUAAUUCCGAAUCGGAACAAAAUGUAAGUGAAUCAGAUAAAAGUGAGACAGAGAGUAAUACUGAUAAUGACGAUGACAUUAGACCAUCGAAAUUCUUGUAUGCUGUAUUUAAAUCAAAUCAUGAAAAUGCAAACACCUUAUUUGCAACUGACGGAACAGGACGUGAAAUUUUUCGCCUGGUCAUGAGUAAAAAACGGUUUUUAUUUUUAAUUUCAUGUUUACGUUUCGAUAAUUCUGAUACUAGAACUGAAAGAAAAGAAAACGAUCCACUCGCACCAAUUUCUGAAAUUUUUAAUGAAUUUAUUGAAAACUGUAAAUUGAAUUACUCUUUGAGCUCAUGUGUUACCGUGGAUGAGAUUCAUUAUUUAUUUAACGCAUACAUUUACGCCGGACAAAAUACUGAUGGAAUUACCUUAGAUCAUACAGAAAGGAAGUUUUCUAAGCCUACACAAUCAGUUUUACGGUUGUCAAAACCAAUACAAGGGACCAACCCUUUUUUACCAAAAAAGAAAAGUACAGUUGGCUUUACUCAAUAUGGAUUUACAAAAGAUCUUACACUUUUAUCGUACGAGCCAAAACCAAAUAAAGCAGUGUUAUUAAUCUCAUCGAUGCACAAUCAAAAAGGGUUUGACAAUGACGUCCAAAAACCUGAAAUCAUUUCUUAUUAUAAUAGUACAAAAGGAGGCGUUGAUGCAUUGGACGAAAAAUGUUCUGUUUAUUCUGCUGGACGUCGUACUCGUCGUUGGCCGUUAGCGAUUUUUUACAGACUUCUUGAUAUUUCUUCUGUUAAUUCGUAUGUCUUAUAUAAUUCUUUUAAAAAUAACGAAACAAUGACAAGAGCCGAUUAUUUGAAGAGUUUAGCGUUUGAACUUGUGAGUCCAGAAUUAGAAAGACGCUUUGAAAAUACACGCAUCUCACGUGAAAUAAGAAGUGGAAUCGGAAGAGUUCUCGGUAAAUCAAAACACUUAAAAGAUACGCCAGUGUACGAAGACAAACUGGAAUCACGAAAAACGUGUCGAAUAUGUCCUCCUAGGAAGAAAAGGAAAACUAUUUAUCAAUGCAAACUCUGUGGGGAUCCCAUAUGUCUUGAGUGCAGCAGAAAAAUUUGUUCAAAUUGUUUCGGAAACUAA